CCGGAGCGGGGGAGGGGAAGGGCCCGGCCGCCGGCGGGCGCUGUGGAGGAGCAAGCGCGGUGCGAGCCUGGCCCCCCACUGCGCGCCCGCCGGAGAGCCCGUCCGUCCGCUGCCUCCCGCCUAAGCCCGAGCCCCCGAGCCCGCGCGCACGCUCGUCCUCCGGUCCUGGAUACGGUUACGCAGCGGGCAGAGGCACACACAGCCCAGCCGCGCGCCUCAGCCCGGAGCCGCGCUAUGAAGUCUUAUACUCUGUAUUUCUUGCUCCUGUGGAGUGCUGUUGGGAUAGCCAGGGCUGCCAAAAUCAUCAUCGUGCCGCCAAUUAUGUUUGAAAGCCAUAUGUACAUUUUCAAGACUCUGGCCACAGCAUUGCAUGAGAGAGGCCACCACACAGUGUUCCUCUUCUCAGAAGGCAGAGAUAUCGCCCCUUCUAAUCAUUACAGCCUCCAGCGCUACCCAGGGAUCUUCAACAGCACCACCUCAGAUGCUUUCAUGCAGUCCAAAAUGCAGAAUAUUUUUUCUGGGAGAUUGACAGCCAUUGAACUGUUUGACAUACUGGAUCAUUACACCAAGAACUGUGACAUGAUUGUUGGCAACCAAGCCCUCAUCCAGAAUCUGAAAAAAGAAAAGUUUGACCUGCUGCUGGUGGACCCAAAUGACAUGUGUGGAUUUGUGAUAGCUCAUCUCUUAGGGGUUAAAUAUGCUGUGUUCUCAACUGGCCUUUGGUAUCCUGCUGAGGUGGGGGCUCCUGCCCCGUUAGCCUACGUCCCAGAGUUUAACUCCCUCCUCACAGAUCGCAUGAACUUGCUGCAAAGGAUGAAAAAUACCGGAGUUUACCUCAUUUCCAGAAUAGGAGUCAGCUUUCUGGUUCUUCCCAAAUAUGAAAGGAUAAUGCAGAAGUACAACCUGGUGCCGGAGAAGUCCAUGUACGAUCUGGUCCACGGUUCCAGCCUGUGGAUGCUGUGCACUGACGUGGCGCUUGAGUUUCCAAGACCCACUCUGCCUAAUGUUGUUUACGUUGGAGGGAUCCUGACCAAGCCAGCCAGCCCACUGCCAGAAGACCUCCAGAGGUGGGUGAAUGGUGCUAGUGAACACGGCUUCGUCCUGGUGUCCUUCGGAGCUGGGGUCAAGUACCUCUCAGAAGACAUUGCUUAUAAAUUGGCAGGCGCUCUGGGGAGAUUGCCCCAAAAAGUGAUUUGGAGGUUUUCUGGAACCAAACCAAAGAAUCUAGGAAACAACACAAAACUCAUAGAGUGGUUACCACAGAACGACCUGCUUGGGCACUCAAAUAUUAAAGCCUUCCUGAGCCAUGGAGGUCUGAACAGUAUUUUUGAAACUAUGUAUCAUGGUGUUCCAGUGGUGGGAAUCCCACUCUUUGGAGACCAUUAUGAUACUAUGACCCGGGUGCAGGCUAAAGGCAUGGGGAUAUUGCUCGAAUGGAAGACGGUUACUGAAGGGGAGUUAUAUGAAGCUCUGGUGAAAGUUAUCAAUGAUCCCAGCUACCGCCAGAGAGCUCAGAAGCUGUCGGAAAUCCACAAGGACCAGCCUGGCCACCCUGUCAACCGGACCGUGUACUGGAUAGACUACAUCCUGCGCCACAACGGAGCCCACCACCUGCGGGCUGCUGUGCACCAGAUCUCCUUCUGUCAGUAUUUCCUGCUGGAUAUCGCCUGUGUGCUCUUCCUCGGUGCUGCCUUGGUUUACUUCCUCUUGUCCUGGGUCACAAAAUUUAUCUGCAGAAAAAUCAGAAGCCUAUGGUCUAGAAAUAGGCAUAGCACAGUUAACGGACACUAUCACAAUGGAAUCCUGAAUGGCAAAUACAAAAGAAAUGGCCAUAUUAAGCAUGAGAAGAAAGUGAAAUGAGCCAGAAACCCAGGUGAUGGAAACACAUAUGUUCAGUCAUUGAAUUUUUAUUGCAAUAAUUUAGUCUAACAGCUACUAAAAAUAAAAUGUCAGUAAACAAGUCUAAUACUCCCUUAUCAGAUCUUACUAAUGAAAUUCUGUGGAAUUAAGAUGGCUGUAAAGAGCACAAACCUAAAAUAUGCAAAAAUGUGUUUUAUUCAAAUAUUGAUGCAGAGUUUUGGCACUGAACCUUUUAGAAGCCUUAAUUAUUUAAGUCAAUUAAGUGACUGUGUCAGACCUUAGUUUUAAAUCUUGAUGUGUGUUUGUCACAGAUAAGCAGUGGUUUCUUUUCUAUUGAUAAUGUUUGGAUAUGUGUGUGUGUGUGUAUGUAUAUGUCUCCCAAUUCAGAGUGUUAUAGUUAGCUGCUUAUUGUUAGGGUACCACAUUCAAACAUGAGGUAAAAAGUUAGGACCCAGUGUUUCUCUUGGCAUUUACCAUGUGUGAACUCAGAACAUUAUGGUGAAAGAAUACUUUUCUCUCAACACUGAAUGUAGAGGAAGGAUAUGAAAAGAGAAAUAACACAGCUUUUUGCACUUUUUAUUUUUAAUUUUUUUUUCCUUUUCCUUCUCAUUGGUUAGGACUAUGAACAUUUUCAGGGCAAAACAUAUAAUUAAAGUAGUUGUAUAAAUUUGUUGUCCCAUCUUACUUUAAAUUUUUCCCUAUGAAUAUUUUCCCUCUGGAUGAAUUUUAUAGUUUUUCUAUUUUGUUUUAAUGAAUAAUGUUGUGUUCAGUGUGUAACUAAGACAAACAACAAAACUCUGACUUCUGUUGAAACUACUGCAGACUAUUGCUCAGACAACCUUUGCAAACAGAGCCAUUGCUCGGAUGUUUAUUGUAACUAUUUGAAAGCUUUUCCACACUGUACAUUUGGAGUGUUCAGGUGUUACAGUUCCACAGUUUUAACCUAAAACACCAUCUUUCUCAUCGCUUUUAUUGUGUGAGUCACACAAUCCAUAGUACAUAGGUGCCAACAGUUUAUUUUUCUAAAGUGGAACUUUGAGGUUCUCUUUGCGGGUACCUGCUUUGUCUGCAGAGGCCUGAGGUCUUGGUACCAAGUCAGACGCCACGUGAUAACAGACCUGACAGAAGUCGUCCCACUGUUUGUGCAGAAGAGUUUCUGUUUUCCUCUUCACUCCUGCGGCCCCAACGCAGCAGCCUUUUCCAGUCAGCAGCACGGCUGCGAUGAAGAGUGACAGUAUUCUUUUAGAGCAAGGAUGCAAGUCACAGCCACCAGAAAGUCUGGUCCUCCCUGCUGAGGCGUUCACUAGGUAGCAGCUGUAAGUUUAUCCCAUGUCAUUCUGUUUACUUAGCAUUUGCACUACACACGUUGAGUUUAUGCUUUAUUUAUUUGUAGAUUGAAAUCUUGUAUCUGACAGCUGAGAGUAGCAGAGUACAUUUACUUAAGUCAUUUACUAACACGGAAGAGUUGUGCAAAUUCUAGAAUGCUGUGAAUCCUUGUCAUACACGGUGACAUAAUGACUUUAUUCUCCCACCAGGAGCCAGUCUCCUUUAGCAGAAAUCAGUGUCACAAGUAGUUUGCUGAUGCACAUGCAGACAGCUGUACUGCUCUCUGAAUACUUGAAGAAAUGGCAUUACAUGUAGAAGCCAGUAGUUUUAUACCUUUCACAAUCUUACCACAACUUUGCUGUUCAAAGGGAAAAAACACAGGCAGUGAAUGGUGGGAUGGUACAGGCCUUUAGAGUGUAUGAAUGAGGUGACUCUGCUGUUUUGGAAUUUGAAGUCAACAGUAGGCGCUGGCUGUAUGAAUGAGUAAGCGUAGGUUAAUCUCCACUGUGAUAAAAACUUUAAUAAACAUGAUUUAAAAUAGAGAAAUGUUGUUGGAAUAAAAUUUUUAUUCAGAUUUUAUUUCAUAAUAUUUUGUGUAUUAUAAACAUGUUUCUAAAAUAGGUUGCCCAACUUUUGUAUGUGUAUAUGAGUGUGAAAACAGUGUAUUAAAUGUGAUAAUGUAUUUUUGUUAUUUAACAGAGGGGUUUACAGGUACAUCAUCGUGAACCUUAAACUUGUGUCCCCCAGUUAAGAAUGUUAAAUAUAGGCAUUUACUGCUCAUUGUUAUUCUGUUUCCCGAAAGCUUAUUGUUAGCCAGUUUGGGUAAAUAGAGUGAUUUUAAAAUUUUCACACUUGGGCCAGUUUCUCUAAUAAAGUUAAGUUUUCAAGAA
Molecule: messenger RNA, 4076 nt
Organism: Cavia porcellus (domestic guinea pig)
Lineage: Eukaryota; Metazoa; Chordata; Mammalia; Rodentia; Caviidae
Gene: Ugt8
Product: UDP glycosyltransferase 8
Exons: 6
Coding region: 235-1860 (541 amino acids)
Biological process (GO): galactosylceramide biosynthetic process
Cellular component (GO): endoplasmic reticulum
Molecular function (GO): N-acylsphingosine galactosyltransferase activity
Source: RefSeq, a predicted model, not a curated record